This is a messenger RNA of Telopea speciosissima, 2169 nucleotides long. RefSeq names its product zinc finger BED domain-containing protein RICESLEEPER 2-like. The record is from RefSeq and is a predicted model, not a curated record. Gene Ontology annotation, molecular function: protein dimerization activity; DNA binding. NCBI's taxonomy places the organism in Eukaryota, Viridiplantae, Streptophyta, Magnoliopsida, Proteales, Proteaceae. The transcript has 4 exons. Bases 1 to 2169 code for a protein of 722 amino acids.
AUGUCUAACACACAAGUCAACAUGGAAGAUGAGCCCGAUUGUGGCUCAGAUGCUGAUGUGAUGUUCGAUGAUGGACUUUACAUUCCUGGAAUUUCAGCAACAGAACCUGCUGGCACAACAACUGUUGAAAUAGAUGUUACCAAGAGGAAAAGAAGGAGUGUUGUUUGGGAGGAGUUUGAAAUUCUUGAGGGGAAGGGUUUUAGUGAUGGGAAGGAACGAGCGAAAUGCAAUAGGUGUAGGCAAAUCUAUAAGGCUGAUAGUACUACUAAUGGAACUGAAACCCUUAGGAGACAUAUUUUACAUUGCCCAAAACGGGAAAACAAAGGACCAACCCAAAUGACUCUGGGUGUUAAUGAUGGGAAAUUAAUGUUAAGAGAUAAAAAGGUUGACCAAGUCUGGGUGCGUGAUAAGGUCACGAGGCUUAUUGUGAGACAUGAGUUACCUUUAAUCUUUGUUGAGUAUGAGGAGUUUAGGGAAUUAAUCACAUACAUUUUUCCUGACUACACCCAUAUUACCCGCAACACACAAAUGGCGGAGAUUUUGAAGUUUUACAAUUUGGAGUCCAGUAGAAUCCAUAAUCUACUCAAAUCAUUUAAUGGGAAGAUUUCUUUGACAAGUGAUCUAUGGACAUCCAUCACCAAUGAUGGAUACUUAUCUUUGACUGGCCAUUAUAUUGAUAAGGAUUGGGUGUUGCAUAAGAAAUUAUUGAAGUUUUGCAUCAUGCCACCUCCACAUACUGGCAUCAAUAUUUGUGAAAUGGUUUCAAAGAUCUUGUCUGAGUGGGGUAUUGAUCGAAAAUUGUUUUCAAUUACUUUGGAUGGUGCUACUUCUAAUUUUAGCUUUGUUGAGUUGUUGAAGAGAAAUCUGAAUUUGAAGAAUGCUCUUUUAUGUAAAGGAGAAUUCUUUCAUAAUAGGUGUUGUGCUCAUAUUCUCAAUCUCAUUGUACAAGAUGGACUAAAGCACAUAGACGAGUCUGUGGCAUUGAUUCGAUCUAGUAUAGCCUAUGUGAAAGGAUCACAAGCAAGGAAAAUGAAAUUCUUGAAUAUUUGUAAGCAAUUGUCAUUACCAAGUAGUAAGGGGUUGCAUGGAGAUGUCACCACAAGGUGGAACUCAACUUAUAUCAUGCUUAAUUCUGCUUUAUUUUAUCGGAAAGCAUUUGAGAACCUUGGACUAGUGGAGGACAAUUAUAAAACUUGUCCAGAUUCUGAUCAAUGGUUAAAGAUUGAAAAAUUGAUGGGUUUUUUGCAUCCCUUCUAUGAAAUCACUGUUUUGCUUUCAGGUUCUAAGUAUCCUAUAUCAAAUUUGUAUUUUGAAAAUGUUUGGGAGAUUCACAAAAGUUUGUUAGAAGAGGUAUCACAUGGGCUUAGUUUUAUGAGGCCAAUGACAAUUGAAAUGAAAAAGAAAUUUGACAAAUAUUGGAGGAACUAUAGUCCAAUUUUGGCCAUUGCCUUGGUGUUCGAUCCUCGUUACAAACUUAGUUUUGUGAAUUGGGCAUUUGCUAAGCUUGCUCCUUUGGACCCAACUGGAAUUGAUAUGGGAAACAAUGUGAAAUCUGCUUUGUAUCAGCUUUUUAAUGAAUACAAGAGUAUGAAUGCAAGUGAUUAUGAGAUUCCAUCUGAAUUUAUGCAAUCAGUGAUUGCUGAGGCAGAUAAUGGAACUAAAUCUCAGCUAGAUGUGUAUCUAGAUGAACCCAAGAUUCCAUUCAGUGAUCAUGAUGAUGAGUAUGAUGUGUUGGCUUUUUGGAAGGCGAAUGGGUCAAGGUAUCCAGAUGUGGCUCGGAUGGCUCGUGAUGUCUUAGCUAUACCAGUUUCAACGGUUGCAUCUGAGUCAGCUUUUAGCGCUGGGGGUCGUGUUAUUGACAAAUAUCGGAGCAAACUACUACCUUCCAACGCUGAAGCACUGAUAUGUCUUCGAGACUGGAUGUUUGAUAUACAUUUCAGAUCUGAACCUGUUGAUGAUCCCGUUGAUGUGGACAACGCGCUAGGAAAUGUGCUUGGACGGUUGCAGAUUGAAAGGGAGACAGGAGACUGCUCUUACCCGUGUGCUAAAAGGGAAACCAAGCCAAAUGGUCUUUUCUUUGGAAUUUCUAAAUUACUGAGAUCCUUCAUUAAUGAUUGUUCUCUUGAUAGCUUUCUCAAUUAUUGUACUCUACUGAAAGCCAAAAGCUGA